Messenger RNA from Nematolebias whitei (Rio pearlfish), 1338 nucleotides. RefSeq names its product nucleoporin 43 (gene nup43). The record is from RefSeq and is a predicted model, not a curated record. The transcript is spliced from 8 exons. Bases 101 to 1213 code for a protein of 370 amino acids. Gene Ontology annotation, molecular function: protein binding. NCBI's taxonomy places the organism in Eukaryota, Metazoa, Chordata, Actinopteri, Cyprinodontiformes, Rivulidae. Gene Ontology annotation, cellular component: nuclear pore outer ring.
CACCGUACUUAUAAAGUAGCGGGCGCGUACACAAAGCUAAGCUAACGUCAAAAAAUAAUAAUUUGCUCAUUUUAAAGCGACUGUAGCUGUGCUCAUCUACAUGGAGUCUGCUAAAUACGUGUCCCAAAAAGUUAGCAAGACAAGAUGGCGUCCAGUUUCGUAUUCAUCCUUACAACAACCAGAUGUUUUUGUGACUGGAUCGUGGGACAACGAGGAUAACAAGAUAUCCGUUUGGUCCAUUGGAAAUCAUGGCAGUUCGGGUCAGGACGAUGGAUGUGAAGGAGACCCGCAGCUCAUCUGUGAAUACAAGCACCAUGGAGAUGUUCUGGACCUUCAGUUUUUGGACCAAGAGAGAAUUGUCACAGCAUCGUCAACGGGAGCAGUCACCAUCUAUCGUCAUCACCAGAACAGUCAGACAAUUUCAGUUUCUCAUCAGUGGGCGAGGGCUCACCAUUACCCCUCUGACAACACGCCCUGCACCGGAGUCGUGUGCAGCAGUCCUGAAAUCAUCACAGUCGGGGAGGACGGGAGGAUAAUUGUUUUCAGAGCCGACCAGGAAGGAGUGAUUCGAGUCAUAGAGAAUGCAGACAGCAGCACAAUCCACGCUGUGACGUAUCUGAGGACAACAGAGAUUCUGACAGUGAACUCCAUAGGGCAGUUGAAGCUGUGGGACUUGAGGCAGCAGAGCAACUCGCCCUCGCAGAUCCUGUCUUUGUCAGGAGACAGAGUUCCCUUGUAUUGUGUGGACAGACAUCCAAACCAGCAGCACAUCGUUGCCACAGGAGGCCAGGAUGGAAUGCUCUGUGUCUGGGAUGUGAGACAAGGCAACAUGCCCUCCUCUCUUAUGGAGGCCCACUCAGCUGAAAUGUGGGAGGUUCACUUCCACCCCACCAACCCAGAUCAUCUGUUCACGUGUUCAGAGGACGGCUCCCUGCUGCACUGGGAGACGUCCUCCCAUUCAGACAUGCCCUCCUUUUUACAAGGUGGCAGGAACACCAGUUUGACCUCUCGGAGUGCGAUGGCCCCCGCUGUAGGAAACCAGGCUCUCAUCAGCGCCUGGCUCAGUGGGGACUCCAGUAAAUGCCGUCUGGAGACGACUCACAUGCUGCCCAGCCAGACGCUGUCUGUCAACAGCUUGGACGUGCUCGGACAGUGCUUGGUCUGUGGGACUGAUGGGGAGGCCAUUUUUGUCAACAGACAGGUCCCAGUUUAACGGAGGUGUCUGUGCACACAAAAAUAUUUAAAUUUAGACCUUAUUUUGUCGGUUUCAGGCACAAGAGAGGAUUGUUGUUGUGUGUUUUUGUACAAAAUACUGGAUAAGAACUCUCGCUUUGACUU